This is a messenger RNA of Diospyros lotus (date-plum), 1358 nucleotides long. RefSeq names its product zinc finger CCCH domain-containing protein 20-like. Gene Ontology annotation, molecular function: metal ion binding. The coding region runs from base 16 to 1164 and encodes 382 amino acids. NCBI's taxonomy places the organism in Eukaryota, Viridiplantae, Streptophyta, Magnoliopsida, Ericales, Ebenaceae. The transcript has a single exon. The record is from RefSeq and is a predicted model, not a curated record.
UACGAACCAGAGGGAAUGGGUUUGUUGUGGUUAUAUUCCAGCCCGCCCACGAUGAUGAUCGGAGAAAGAAAACUUCCGAAUCCGACAGUCCAUGUCCCGCCGUGGGUUGUCGCCGACGAUCUGACCGUUGACGCCUCGUUCCCCUUCCCUGUGGCAGCCGUUUCCGUCGGCCAGAGCCAGAACAUCAAUGCUGAAGAGUACUCUCCGCUCGACGUCCUCGCGGCGCUGCACCGUUUUCUGCCGUCCAACGACCUCGACCUGGACUCGGAUGAGUCGGAUCUUCCGCUGGACGUGUACUCGUGCGAUAACUUCAGAAUGUUCGAGUUUAAGGUCCGGAAAUGCACGCGCGGCAGGUCGCACGACUGGACGGAGUGUCCGUUCGCUCAUCCCGGCGAAAAGGCUCGCCGGCGAGACCCGAGGAAGUUCCAUUAUUCCGGCACGGCUUGUCCGGACUUUAGGAAAGGGAAUUGUAAGAAAGGCGACGCGUGCGAGUUCGCUCACGGCGUGUUCGAGUGUUGGCUCCAUCCGGCUCGGUAUCGUACUCAGCCGUGCAAGGAUGGGCCCAACUGCCGCCGGAGAGUUUGUUUUUUCGCCCACUCGCCGGACCAGCUCCGGGUUUUGAGCCCAAGAACCCCGGGUUCGGGCUCGGCGGAGUCGUACGACGGGUCGCCCCGCAGGCUAGCGUUAGAAUGUUCCAAAGCGUUAGUUUUCAUGUCCUCGCCGGAGUCGGUAUCCCCGACGUCCGAGUCGCCGCCGAUGUCGCCGAUGACGAACUCGCUCAGUCGUUCGCUGGGUCAGAACUCGCUCAACGAAGUGGUGGCUUCCAUGCGGCAGUUGCAGCUGAGCAAGGUGAACUCGAUGCCCCCUUCUUGGGGCGUACAGAUGUGCCCUCCUGGAUUCGGGUCUUCAAGGCUGUCUAUCGCCCAAGCCGGUUUCAACAGCUUGCCGUCUACUCCAACCGCGGGCGUGACCCGGCCUGGAAUGGGAUCUGUCGACAUCUGGGACAAAGGAGGGUGCGAGGAGGAGCCGGUGAUGGAGAGGGUCGAAUCGGGCCGAGAUCUUCGGGCGAAGAUGUUCGAGAAACUGAGCAGGGAGAAUCCGUUGGAUCGGGUUGAGCCAUCUCCAGGUCCGGAUGUGGGGUGGGUGUCGGAGCUGGUAAAGUGAAGUGGCUCUGGUGGGGGUUGAUGAAGAAGAUGAUGACCAUUGGUUUAUGAUUCUCUUUUGGCUUUGGAUUGAUGUGAAUAUGAAGAUGAAAUCGGACGAGAGGGGGGGGGGGGGGGAAGAUGAUGCAAUAUGAUCUUGGAAGCAACUUUUAACAUUUUAAAAAAGAUUCAUGUACAGACAUAUAUAUAUAUAUA